UAUCAACUUAUGUCUAUUUCGUUAGCUAUAUUUUAUAUAUACAAUUAAUUAUGUUUCAGUUUUGUGUCAAAUGUCAUGAACACGGUUGGUCUUUAUGUUGCUGCAAAGCCACUGUCUCCGGAUAAUAACUAUUUUGAGAUAGUAAUUGUUGCCCCUGGAAAGUAUUCGUUGAUUGGUAUCGGCCUGGUACCCUUCAAGUACCCAUUGGAUUCCCAGCCAGGAUGGAAAGAAUUCUCAGUUGGUUACCACGCUGACGAUGGACAGUUAUAUAAGGCUUCGGGAUUUGGAAGUCCGUUUGGUGAAAAGUGCAACAUCGGCGACAUAAUGGGUUGUGGUAUAAAGUUUGCAAAAAAUGAAGAGAAGUUUAAACAGGCUGUUAAUGUGUUCUUCACAAGAAAUGGCCGGGAGGUUGGAACAGUGACCGUUCCCUUUCCCCCGGGUGGCCUGUACCCAGCGGUGGGGAUGCACUCUGACGGGGAGGUGGUGAGACUAAAGCUGUGCGCAGAGUUGAACGGCAACAAACCCGAUGGAAUGGUACGUGAUGACCUACCAAAGCGCAAGAAGUGCAAGGAAAUUGUAUUAAAUGCUCUCGGACUAAACACAUGGGAGGAGGUGCAGGAUUCCUACGAUCAAGCCGACAACAUGCUUCAGUUCACAGGUGAUGUUUCAACUUCAGAAGGGCGUAUACAGUUUUUGACUCGCGCUCUCGAUUUGGCAAAAAUUGGUAAAACAAAAUGGAGUGUGCAGAUCACGGUGAAAAGAAAUGGUGUAGAAAUACCUGUUGAUGAGCAGUUGAUAGGCAAAUAUUCAGAUCAAAUAAUUAAGGAAAUCAAACGGAAAUUUUGACCGCCUCCCACAUGUUUUUUUUAAGAACCACAUAUACAAGGCCGCAGGCCUGACCCGUAUCUUGCCAUUGGUAUGGACCUUUUGGUAUGGACCUUUAACCCCGCUCAUUAUCCAGCGUUUUAACUUCCGGGUUUAUAUUUAAACCGACUAUUAAUAGCUAAUUAAUAUCUUAGGUGAUUUAUCAAGCGGUUUCGUAGUGUAGUGGUUACACGCUCGCUGCACAUGUGAGAGGCCCAAGGUUCGAGCCCCAGUAGAAUCAAAUUAUUUUAUUUGUGUUCUACGUUAACUUUUUGUUUCUAUAAAGACAUUUUAGUUUAAAUAAAUUUGCUGUUUUAUUGUAA
Molecule: messenger RNA, 1187 nt
Organism: Dreissena polymorpha
Lineage: Eukaryota; Metazoa; Mollusca; Bivalvia; Myida; Dreissenidae
Product: SPRY domain-containing protein 3-like
Exons: 6
Coding region: 76-846 (256 amino acids)
Molecular function (GO): protein binding
Source: RefSeq, a predicted model, not a curated record